This is a messenger RNA of Danio aesculapii, 3108 nucleotides long. RefSeq names its product chloride channel, voltage-sensitive 2b (gene clcn2b). NCBI's taxonomy places the organism in Eukaryota, Metazoa, Chordata, Actinopteri, Cypriniformes, Danionidae. Gene Ontology annotation, molecular function: voltage-gated chloride channel activity. The transcript is spliced from 25 exons. Gene Ontology annotation, biological process: chloride transport; transmembrane transport. Gene Ontology annotation, cellular component: membrane. The coding region runs from base 129 to 2822 and encodes 897 amino acids. The record is from RefSeq and is a predicted model, not a curated record.
GUCACGGAGCGCGUCAUCAGGCAAGACGGUUAACACGCUUGCGGGUCCGUGUCGGUGUGCGGGAGCUGCUCUGCGGUUUCCCGAGUGUGUGUCUGUGUGUGUGUGAAGUGUGUGUGAGAGCUGCAGUCAUGGCUGUGGACGGACACGAGCAGCGCGCGCUCCAGUAUGAGCAGACUCUGAUGUAUGGCCGCUACACUCAGGAACUGGGUGUAUAUGCUAGAGAAGAAGCAGCUCGUCUGCGUGAGGAUGGCCGACAGAGACGCUCCAUUUCUGAACGCAGUCCGUCGCUCAAACUGCUGGAGUACGAGAAGGGGAGAUGCGUCAAGUGUCGGAUCUGUGCAGUGCACUGUCAGCGGUUCCUCAUGUCGCGGGUCGGCGAGGACUGGAUCUUCCUCAUUUUACUGGGACUGGUCAUGGCUCUGGUCAGCUUCGUCAUGGACUUCUGCAUCGCACUCCUCCUGCAGGCACAGAAAUGGAUGUACGGUGGUCUGGACAGUAAUGUGGUGCUGCAGUAUCUGGCGUGGGUCACUUAUCCUGUGGUGCUCAUCAGUUUCUCUGCCGGUUUCACACACAUUGUAGCUCCACAGGCAGCCGGCUCUGGUAUUCCCGAGAUGAAGACGAUCCUCAGAGGUGUGGUGCUGAAGGAAUAUCUCACACUCAAGACAUUCGUGGCCAAAGUGGUCGGCCUGACCUGUGCGCUGGGCAGCGGCCUUCCUCUGGGGAAAGAGGGUCCGUUUGUGCACAUCGCCAGUCUGUGUGCGGCUCUCCUCUGCAAGUUCAUGUCUUUCUUUGGUGGAAUUUAUGAGAAUGAGUCCAGGAACAUUGAGAUGUUGGCUGCGGCCUGUGCUGUUGGCGUUGGAUGCUGCUUUGCUGCUCCCAUUGGAGGUGUGUUGUUCAGCAUUGAGGUCACCUCCACGUUUUUCGCCGUGAGGAAUUACUGGCGUGGAUUCUUCGCUGCCACAUUCAGUGCCUUCAUCUUCAGAGUCCUGGCCGUCUGGAACAGAGAUGAAGAAACGAUCACUGCUCUCUUCAAGACGCGCUUCAGGCUGGAUUUUCCCUUCGACCUGCAGGAGCUUCCAGCGUUCGCCGUCAUCGGGAUCGCCAGUGGGUUUGGUGGAGCUCUGUUUGUGUAUCUGAACAGGCUGAUCGUUCAGUUCAUGCGCAAACAGAAAACCAUAAACAAGUUCCUCAUGAAGAAGCGUCUGCUGUAUCCUGCUCUCGUCACUCUACUGAUCUCCACACUCUCCUUUCCUCCAGGCUUUGGCCAAUUCAUGGCAGGACAGCUCACACAGAAGGAGACGCUGGUUUCGUUCUUCGACAACCGCACCUGGGCCAAGCAGGGCAUCUCCGAGGACUUCACCUUCGACACACACCUGAUGGCCUGGAAACACCCGCAGGCCAACGUCUUCAUCAUCCUCGUCAUCUUCAUCAUCAUGAAGUUCUGGAUGUCUGCUUUAGCCACAACGCUGCCUGUGCCCUGCGGAGCCUUCAUGCCAGUUUUCGUCAUUGGUGCUGCGUUUGGUCGUCUGGUGGGUGAAAGUAUGGCUGCCUGGUUUCCAGAGGGCAUCAACACAGACGGCACCAUCUAUCCCAUAGUUCCCGGUGGAUACGCUGUAGUUGGUGCUGCAGCGUUGUCCGGAGCCGUCACACACACAGUCUCCACAGCAGUGAUCGUGUUUGAGUUGACGGGUCAGAUCAGUCACAUUCUGCCCAUCAUGAUCGCAGUGAUUUUAGCCAACGCUGUGGCUCAGAGUCUACAGCCCUCCAUCUACGACUCCAUCAUCCGCAUCAAGAAGCUGCCCUACCUGCCGGAGCUUGGCUGGGGACACCACGAGAAGUAUAAUAUUCGUGUGGAGGACAUCAUGGUGCGAGAUGUUCGUUAUAUCACACUGAACUCCACAUACAGAGACCUUCAGGACAUCCUCAUGAUCGGAAACCUAAAAACUGUGGCGCUGGUGGAGUCUGCAGAUUCGAUGAUUCUGCUGGGCUCUAUUGAGCGCGCUCAGUUGCAGGCUCUCCUGGUUCAGCAGGUGAGCCGGGUGCGGCGACAGGAAGUGAUGCGUGAGCGGGCAGAAACAGAGAGGAAGCGUAUGUCUGUGGCCAGUUCACCCAGCAGUGACGACAGCAGUCAGAAAGUCAACCAGGAGGUUCGCUUCCAGAUCUCCACAGAAGAGUCUACAUUCAUCCCCGCUCGACCGAUCUCUCCCAAACCUCUGAAACCUGCGCUGAAGAGGACAUCUGUCGCAGAGAAAAACAUAGAGAUUCCAACCAGUCCUCAUGACUCCGGCAUGGGUCUGAAGAAUCUGCUUUGUGCUCGUCCUCAGACAGACGUGAUGGAGAGUAAUAACGUGGAGCUCAGACAGAGCAAACGUGUGCGGAUCUCACUGUUGGAUGAUCCAGACGUAGAGGAUGACAUGACUCUUGGAGAGAUUGAGGAGUGGGAGGAGCAACAGCUUGACGAGCAGGUGAACUUCAACAGCUGCAAGAUUGACCCCGCCCCCUUCCAGCUGGUAGAGCGAACAUCACUACACAAGACUCACACCAUCUUCUCUCUGCUGGGUUUGGAUCAUGCGUACGUCACCAGCAUCGGGAGGCUCAUUGGAGUGGUUUCACUGAGAGAGCUGCGUAAAGCCAUCGAGGGCUCCAUGACGGUGAAGGGAGUGAAGGUUCGUCCUCCGCUGGCCAGUUUCAGAGACAGUGGAACCAGCGGCACCAGCAGCGAGAGCGAAGCCACAGAACUGCACAAACUGUGGGACCGACACUCCAGCCUGAGCCUGCCCCGAGAUCAGCAGAACCACAACACUGACAACAAGACACACUGACCCCUGUGUGUCGGUGCAGGAUCAGCUCCAGUAGGACGAGGGUUUUUUCUUCCUCCAGGAUCAGUUUUAUGUGUGGGUCAGUUCAGUUUCAGAGAAUCAGGCUCUUGCUCAGCGCUUCCGUCUCGUUUUCCAGCAUAAAUAUACAAACUGUGCUCUUAAAUCAAGAUAUAUUUACUGGAGAAGCAAAAUCACUGAAUAUAUUAAGUCUUGUUUAUUUUUUUAGUUUUUAUAUAUAAAUAAAUGAUUAAAAAUAUGUUGAAUUUUUGCUUAUGAAAACAGUCUAACG